This is a messenger RNA of Camellia sinensis, 2931 nucleotides long. The record is from RefSeq and is a predicted model, not a curated record. Lineage: Eukaryota; Viridiplantae; Streptophyta; Magnoliopsida; Ericales; Theaceae.
AUGGAACGUGAUUCAAUUACUGCUAAAGUCAAUCGACUAUGUCGAAAAAGAAAAUUACUCAUUUCACGCCAGACUGAUCAUGAUGAUCCCAUAUUCAAGGAUAAAUUGAAACAACUUCAAAAAGAAGCACGUCGAUUAAGAGUAUGUGUUCUACGUGACAAACAAUUGCAUUAUAGAACGAAUGUUCGAAAUGCCACAAAUGAUGGGAUAGUCAUGUCUCAAAAUUUAGAGGGCAUUCAGUUGCAUAGAGGUUUAUUACAAGAAACUAUGAUAGCGAACAACAAUAUUGUCAUAGAAGAAGAAGGAAUUGUUGUGUUUCCGAUAUCUGAGGAAGUUCGCAUACAUGAAGAUGUUUCGGAAGUUACAAGGGUGGUGAAUAAUAAUAUUGUCCUACCAGAAGAUGAUGAAAUAGUCAUGCCCCUCAUAGUUGAGGACAUUCAGUUGCAUGGAGAUAUCUCAGAAGUCACUUUGACAACAAAUGUUAAUAUUCUUCCACGACAAGAUGCACAAUUGAGGAAUGCAAGUUUUUUGGAAAAAAUUAGAAUGUAUAAUUCAAUGUUGUCUUUCACAUCAAUGGGUGGAAAAGUAGAUCAUUCAGUUUCAGAUGGAAGAGGUCCAUAUGCAUUUCGGAUUAUAGAUGGAAAUUUAGUGACAGAACAUUCACAUGUCCACGAUGUGACGCCAUCAUGUGAUGCACAAUUGAGGAAUGCAAGUUUUCUGGAAAAAAUUAGAAUGUAUAAUUCAAUGUUGUCUUUCACAUCAAUGGGUGGAAAAGUAGAUCAUUCAGUUUCAGAUGGAAGAGGUCCAUAUGCAUUUCGGAUUAGCGGUGAAAAUUAUCAUAGAAUAGGGUCACUGUUACCAACUCCUGGUGAAAAACCUAAGUUUUCCCAACUAUAUAUAUAUGAUACAGAGCAUGAAUUGCAAAAUCGUCUUGAUGUGAUAGGCCAAACCAGUACAAAUAUUUCAGGCAUUAAUUUGUCAAUAUUGGAAGGUUUACAAGAAAUGUUAAAUGCAGUUAAUCCUUAUGUGAAAAUAUUUCGAAGUACUGGAGAUUUGUUGCGGGAUCGUAAUGUAUUGAAUUUACAUGUGCGCAUUUUAAACUCCAGAGGUGAACGACAAUAUAUCAGGCCAACUGCAAAUGAAGUUGCGGCGAUAAUCAUUGGUGAUGAUGCUGGAACUGAAACACAUCGUGAUAUCAUUGUUCAGAAAAAUGAUGGUAUAUUAAAAAGAAUCAGUGAAAUACAUCCAUCAUAUGUACCAUUACAGUACCCAUUACUGUUUCCAUAUGGUACAGAUGGAUGGAGGUGCGGCAUCUCUUCUAAUACAUUCUCAAGCAGAUCUCGAAACAAUGUGUCAAUUAGAGAAUUUUAUGCAUUUAGACUCCAACAUAGAGAAUUUGAAGACCUAUAUCAAGGAAUAGAAGAUGCUGUAGUUGCUGGAGAUGUAGAUGCGUCAGCAGUAGGGAGAAGAUUUGUGUUGCCUUCGUCAUUCUCUGGGGGGCCACGUAGUAUGAUCCAACGUUAUCAAGAUGCUAUGGCAAUUUGCAGAACUAUUGGAGCUCCUGAUUUGUUUAUCACGUUCACAUGCAAUCCUAUAUGGCCAGAAAUAAAAGUUGAUCUUCCAAGACUACCGAAUCAACUUAUUUACGUCAUCGAGUUUCAAAAACGGGGAUUGCCGCAUUCUCACAUUACAAUCACACUGGCAUCGAAGAAUAAACCAAUCACACCUGAACAAAUUGAUGAGUUUAUAUGUGUUGAAUUGCUUGACAAAAAUACAGACCCAUUGGCAUAUGAGACUGUCGUCAGAUGCAUGAUACAUGGACCUUGUGGUGCUGCUAAUCCCAAUGCUCCAUGCAUGGUAGAUGGAAAGUGUACAAAACAUUAUCCGAAGAAAUUUUGUAAUGAAACAACAAUUGAUGAUAAUGGAUUUGUAUCAUACAGGCGUAGAUGUGAUGAGGGCAACACAAUAAAUAUAAAUGGAUUUAUAGUUGAUAACAGAUGGGUCAUUCCAUAUAAUCGUGAUCUUUUGGUGCGAUAUGAUUGCCACAUUAAUAUUGAACGAUGUGCGCACCCGAAGUUGAUGAAAUAUUUGUACAAAUAUGUCAACAAAGGGCCUGAUCGUAUGACAACUGUGAUUGAGGAUAAUGUUAUUCAUCCAAACAAUAAUGGGCAACAACAUUACAAACAAGUUGAUGAGAUUAAACAGUAUUUGGAUGCUCGAUACGUGUUUGCGAUUGAAGCGUGUCAACAAUUUGUUAUAUUUAAUGACAAUGAUCAUCUACACGAAGUUAUUGACCAACAACGUGUUCAUGACACAAUGUUGACCAAAUGGUUUGAAGCAAAUAGAACCCACCAAUCUGCAAAGGAGUUGACUUAUGUUGAAUUUCCAACAAAAUGGGUAUGGAAAAUAGAUAAAAAAGAAUGGGAUGUUCGAAAAUCACAUAAAUGUAUUGGUAGAUUGCCAUAUGCACAUCCAACAUCGGGCGAGAGAUAUUAUUUGAGAAUGUUAUUGAAUAAGGUUCGUGGUGCAGAAAGUUUUGAGCAUAUCAGAAUUGUAAAUGGGGUCGUGCAUAUAACAUUUAAAUCUGCAUGUAUUGCCCUUGGUCUACUCGAUGAUGAUAAUGAAUGGCACGAAGCAUUGGCAGAAGCAUCAAAUUGGGCAUCAGCAACAAAACUUCGACAUAUGUAUUGCACAAUGAUCAUGUUUUCUGAUAUAACCAAUCCAGUCGAAUUAUGGGAACGUCAUUGGAAAAGUUUCACUGAUGAUAUACAAUAUAGAAUCAUAAGAGAUAUGAGAGAUAGUGAUCUAUAUCUUGACGAUGAAGACUUAAAAAAUUUAGGACUUCUCGAAAUUGAGCAUAUAUUAAAUAGAAAUGGAAGAUCUCUCAAAGAUUUCCCUCCCAUGCCAUUUCCAUCUUCGCAAGGUGCUUAA